This is a messenger RNA of Brassica napus (rape), 2187 nucleotides long. RefSeq names its product protein AGENET DOMAIN (AGD)-CONTAINING P1-like. The transcript is spliced from 4 exons. The record is from RefSeq and is a predicted model, not a curated record. Lineage: Eukaryota; Viridiplantae; Streptophyta; Magnoliopsida; Brassicales; Brassicaceae. Bases 510 to 1211 code for a protein of 233 amino acids.
UGAGUCAAGCUUCUACUUCGUAUCAGGAGGAGUCUUUGGAAUCAAAGAUCAACAGAAUCAGCGAGAUGGUGGGAGAUAAUUUAAGGAUCAUGAACGAUCGUUUGUGUUUGAUUGAAAAAGACAGGAAACAGAUUAAAGAACGUGUGACAAACCUAGAGAAACUACAAAGAGUUACUUCAUAUGAAACUCCAAACAAUGAGGUAACUUUUUUUUCGGAAAUUAAAAUUAAUGUUUAUCUAGUUCUUGAUUCAGUUUUGAGUUGUCAAGUAAUUUUGGAAGAUGUUAUACAUAUUUAGGCUUGCCUUCCUAAUUUUUGUUGUACUUGCACAGACUGACACAACUCCAUUUCAUGAGACGGCUUCCAGACAAGGUGAAGCCAAUGCAGAUCAAGCAGAUGAACAACUUAACAAUGAGGCAAGUAUAAUUUUGAAAACUGUUGGUAUUUAUAAAAUUAUGAAUUUGGUACGUGUUCAUAAUCCCAUUCCUGACAUCAGGAUACACGAGAGCCUAUGAAUGAGAUCACGAAAGAGACACCUGGUUCUCCAAUAGCUCAACAGAAUAUUGAGACUCCAGUCCUUACUCCAAUUCAGACGCAGCAGGAGACUCACGAGCUUAUGAAUGAGAUCAUUUCACCAAACAUUUCCGACACACAGCCAAAUACCCGAGCUCGCAGAAAUCUUUUAACAGAGCAAAAUAAGGAUGUAGAAAGCAGAGUUCAAAAUCCCUUUGAGAUCGGAGCAAAUGUGGAGAUUUCAUCACAAGAUGACAAUACUUGUCAUAAAUGGUAUCCAGGAAAUGUGUUGGCAACAUAUUUGGUUGAUGGGGUUGAGAUGGUGAAAGUUGAGUACUUCGUCCCGUCUCUGGACGAAAAGAAGAGGAAAAGGAGUGUUGAGACACGUGUAUCAAUUGACAGAAUACGUCCUCAACCACCACCUGAGAGAUCUGGAGCGAAGAAAAGUUAUGAGCUAAUGCAGGACGUGGAGGCGUUCGACAAUGGUGCCUGGUGCGCUGGAAAAGUUAAAGUCAUUUUGUUUGAUGGCUCGUGUUUUGUCUCUUUGAACAAUUCUAAAGAACAAAUUUACUUCCACCAUUCUGAGAUGCGAAAACCAAGAAAAUGGGUAGAUGGUGUUUGGGAGAUGACAAAAAAGAUGGAAGAAGAGCAGACGCAGAGUGUGAAUCCAAGUGAAGGAGAUGGUGAUAAAAAGGUAUGAAAUAUUUAUACAUCAUACUAGGAAUUAAGAUAUAAAUGUAUCUGAAUUUUUGUCAUUCAAAAAGGGGAAGGCGAAGGCUGUCGCUUGUAAGAAAAAUGAAGCAGCUGGUCCAUCAGAAGAUGUUGUUGGGAAAAUGGCAAAAGAGGUAAUAAAAAUGAAUAAGAUCCACUUGAAUUGAAGUUCAGGUCAAUAGUUUGAUAUAUCGGUUUUGUUUCACAGAUGGAAGUAAAGCAGGGUAAGAGUGUGAAACCAAGUCAAGACGAUCAUGCAAAAAAGGUAUAAAAAAUAUUUUUACUUCAUAUUAGGAAGGCAUUCAAGUAUAAAGAUAAAAACGAUCCUGAAUUUUUGUCUUUAUUUUUAAUUAAAGGGGAAGCCACAUGUUGGUAAGAAGAAGAAAGCAAAUGCUCAGCCAGUAGAUUUGCUUCCUUUUCUACAGCGAGAAGAGAAGAGGCCAAUACGACCUAGAAACCCUCCUAUACCUGUAACACCUGAGGUAAUCCUUCCAAUUGAUCCAUUUGUGACACCUGAAUUUCCUCGGUUUUCAAGGCUUGCACACUGGAUGGAUCUACGGGGCAUAUAUCGUGUGUAAGCAACUUUUUGUCCUCGCAUAAAUAUUCCUAAUUUAUUUUGUAAAAGUUUCGAUUGAUACUAGUUAAUUUUAUCAACUACAGACCGUUUUAUAUCAAUGGAAAAGAAAUUGAAAAAGAGUUCUUUCAAAAAAUGGACGAUGCAGAAAAAAAUCUCAACAAAGAGGUAAUCAACACUCUGUUCUGUCUUCUAUUUGAUUGUGUCAUAUGUUUAGGAAGAGGUUGAGUUGAGCUAUGCUAGAUGUCCAUGUUAUAGCAGUUCUAUAUGAAGUUUCUAACUAUAUUGUUACAUUGGCAGCACAUAAAUGUUGCAUUUGAAAUGCUAAAUUGUAAGAGGGUUGAGCAAGGUGCUUGGUUCCGCAACAACAAUCUUCCAGCAGCAUGCUUUG